This is a messenger RNA of Fulmarus glacialis (Northern fulmar), 2304 nucleotides long. RefSeq names its product TBC1 domain family, member 12 (gene TBC1D12). The annotation marks the transcript as partial. The transcript has 13 exons. The record is from RefSeq and is a predicted model, not a curated record. NCBI's taxonomy places the organism in Eukaryota, Metazoa, Chordata, Aves, Procellariiformes, Procellariidae.
AAACUUUUUCACUAAAAGGACAAAGGAACUCAAACCUGCUGUCCAAAGCGCUCCUGGUUGGAAGUUGUUUGGAAAAGUCCCACCCAGGGAAAACCUUCCGAAAGAUUCCAAAAUUAUUCAGCAGGAUGACAGUUCUGGCAGUCUUGCGUCAAUAUCUGCUCUCAGUCUAUUAAACACAGGGGAAUAUGAAGCACGGACAGGAAGAAUGUAUAAACCUCCACCCCCAUCAGCAAGACGUAAAAAUAUUGAAUUUGAACCACUUUCAACUACUGCUUUGAUUCUGGAGGAUCGACCUGCAAAUCUUCCUGCCAAAUCAGUGGAGGAGGCUUUACGUCACCGACAAGAAUAUGAUGAGAUGGUGGCAGAGGCAAAAAAACGAGAAAUUAAAGAAGCACAUAAAAGGAAGAAAAUAAUGAGAGAGCGUUUCAAGCAAGAAGAGAAUAUCGCUAGUGCUAUGGUGAUUUGGGUCAAUGAAAUACUACCUAACUGGGAAGGCAUGCGUGCUACCCGAAGAGUUCGAGAGCUGUGGUGGCAGGGAUUACCCCCAAGUGUACGUGGGAAGGUUUGGAGUCUAGCUGUGGGAAACGAAUUAAAUAUCACUCCUGAACUUUAUGAAAUCUUCUUGUCGAGAGCUAAGGAACGAUGGAAAAGCUUCAGUGAGACAAGUUCUGAGAAUGACAUAGAAGAUGCAGGUGCAUCUGUUGCUGAUCGUGAGGCCAGUCUGGAGCUAAUUAAGUUGGAUAUAUCGCGCACAUUUCCAUCCCUGUAUAUUUUCCAGAAGGGUGGUCCUUAUCAUGAUCUCCUCCAUAGUGUUUUAGGAGCAUAUACAUGUUACAGACCGGAUGUGGGAUAUGUACAAGGGAUGUCCUUCAUUGCUGCUGUGCUCAUUCUCAAUCUGGAAGAGGCAGAUGCUUUCAUUGCCUUUGCUAACCUUCUAAACAAGCCAUGCCAGCUGGCCUUUUUCCGUGUGGAUCACAGCAUGAUGCUGAAAUACUUCGCAGCCUUUGAAGUAUUCUUUGAAGAAAAUCUUCCCAAACUGUUUCUUCACUUCAAAUCAUACAGUCUCACUCCAGACAUAUAUUUGAUAGACUGGAUUUUUACACUCUACAGCAAGUCAUUACCACUUGAUCUGGCCUGUCGUGUCUGGGACGUUUUCUGUAGAGAUGGAGAAGAAUUUUUGUUUAGGACAGGGUUAGGAAUCCUUCGGUUAUAUGAAGAUAUUCUCCUACAGAUGGACUUUAUUCAUAUAGCACAGUUUCUAACAAAACUUCCAGAAGACAUUACAUCAGAAAAGCUUUUUGGUUGUAUUGCAGCUAUUCAGAUGCAGAAUAGUAACAAAAAAUGGGCACAGGUGUUUGCCUCACUGAUGAAGGACAACAAAGAAGGGGAUAAGAACCAUAGCCCAGCACUGAAAAGCUAAUUGUUGUAAUGCUGAGGUCAAUUGAAAAUGUGGAAAACCACUUGAUGACAAAGGAGUUUUCACAUCACUUCUAUGUGGAAAAGCACUAUAGAAAAUGUGAAAAUGAGAUGGAAAACUGACAACAGCUCUCAGUGGAGUAAUGAACUGAUGAAAUCUUCACCCUUUUGCCAGUAUUAGCUUUUGUUGUGGGAAGAUUUGUUUUCACACAGAAUACUAAAACCUAUGAAACUGAGAAGCGGGGGGAGUUCAUAUUUAAUACUUUAAAAGAAUCAGCUCAAUGCAAUAAACAUUUGUAAGAACUUCUGUUGGUACUUUAAAAAAAAAUUUUGAGGCAUAACUUUUUUUACAAAUACCACAAAGGCACUUUUUUGGGGGGAUGAGGGAAAUGCUAAAUCUUAAGGCCCCAAAAAUGCUAUCCAAACCAAAUGCUUUGGUACAAAUAUUACCUCCAAAAUUAACCAUUUGAAAGUAGUGAGGACCAAAUAAGGUUGUUUGGUAUGUUUUUGUGCAAGAUGGUUAAAAUUUGGGAAGGGGUAUUGUCUUAUUUACUUGUUUGGUUUUUUUUAAGUUGCAGCUUCAUUCUUCAGUCUGGGCAAAUGUAAUUAACUCAGGAACUGUGGAAGUAUUGUGCCCAAACCUGUUAGAGCAAAAAUCAUCUGAAUUUUAAACAGCGGUAAGAUCAGGGCUAUUAUUUUCAGAGUGUACAGCUUUCAAAGCGAGUGGUGUUAAGCAUUUGUUUUGGUGUAUUGGUUGUGCAGCUUUUUAAAAAUUGAGUGGGUAUUCUGUGAAAGAGUUUUGCCACCAGAAGUUUUAUUUUGUCGAGCCACUUCCAGCUAUGAAAUACUUGUAUGUAACAGUGAACACUAGAAACUGACAAAGCUAUC